Messenger RNA from Pygocentrus nattereri (red-bellied piranha), 2093 nucleotides. It is a transcript of the gene cited1, whose product is annotated as Cbp/p300-interacting transactivator, with Glu/Asp-rich carboxy-terminal domain, 1. The record is from RefSeq and is a predicted model, not a curated record. The transcript is spliced from 2 exons. Gene Ontology annotation, cellular component: nucleus. Lineage: Eukaryota; Metazoa; Chordata; Actinopteri; Characiformes; Serrasalmidae. Gene Ontology annotation, biological process: regulation of DNA-templated transcription. The coding region runs from base 243 to 710 and encodes 155 amino acids.
GCCUUUGAUUCAGUAUCAGUUCAGAGAGGGAGCUGUGCUGUGACGGGCUGAGGGAGAGACUCUGAGGCUGAACCUGCUCACGUCGCGCUCCACACCAGCUCGUUAAUGUAAAUCUGCAGCUCGUCGGAAUUUCUUAAUCGUAGUUGUUUAGUUUUGUGGAGUUUAGCUUUCAGCUCGUGUUCAAUCUGCACUGUAUUGGAUUCAGAAGAGCGCGGCUUUCUCUGUUAAGGUGUUAACAGGUGAUGAGCUCACUGCUGCUGUCCAGCUCCAAUAUGAAGGAUCGUGACUCUCUGAGCCUCCUGCACUAUCCUAGCUCUGGCAAAACCAGCCCUCAGUUCCCACCUCCAAACCUGCAUGCUACCUCCCCCAGCCUAAGCAAACCCCAACCCUUUUGCCUGCAGUCCAGCCAGCACCUCAUAGCCUCCAUGCAGCUGCAGAAGUUGAACAGCCACUACCAGAGUCUGGCAGGCUCUUCUGGAGUUCCCAAUGGACCAAACAGAGGGUUUGGACCUGCUUCUCUGAGUCCAGCACAGAUCACGGCCCCCGGGAUGGCUCAGGGUCCAGGGAUCAUAGAUUCAGAUCCAGUGGAUGAGGAGGUUCUGAUGUCUCUCGUGGUGGAGUUGGGUUUGGACAGAGCUAAUGAGCUUCCAGAGCUGUGGCUGGGCCAGAACGAAUUUGACUUUAUAUCAGAUGUACCUGCUGGGUGCUGACUCCCUGAGGCAACCACUGCAUCACUUUUCCACUGUCUCCCUUUUGCGCUAGAGGCGCUAUUGGAUGGCUUGUAUAAAUGGAUUUUUGUUUUUCCAUGUGUAAUCUAGACUCCCUAUCGAAAGUCUAAGCUGCAAAGGUCCAGAUGACCACGGUUUCACAGUCAAGACUACUAAAAAGACUGUACUCUAAAGACAUUUGCCUACCAGAUGGAUAUAGAGCUUAAAGCUAAAAAGAGGUUCUCCUGAAUCAAAAACCUGGUGAGGCGUAGACCUUCGUUCAAUUUUUUUCCCUCUCCAGGGACUACUUUCAAAGACGUGCAGAAAUUUCUCAGCAGUCACCAGACGUGGAGUUAAGUUGUAAGCUUCAACAACAUGGACCAGGCGUUCAGCACGAGCCCUACCAAAAGUGUCUUAUGGUGUUCCUAAAAUUAUUAUUAUUUUUUUUUUUUUUUCCCCUUCUUUACUUCCUCAUGUAAAGAACCCCAACCCGUUACAGAAAUUGGCCAAAUCACUUCUGUGGAUAUGUGACACUUCCUUCCUUUGACAUGGGUGGUUGUCCUCACCAUCUGAGAGUGAACUGUAUAGUGAAAGGUGUUUAAGCAAACACAGCAUGACUUCUGAAAGAUGUGCUGAAGAUGUGGUCUCCAAGGACCGGCUUCAUCUGCUGCCUUUUUGCCGUCUGUCAGGUGUACUCCCUGUCCAGUUGAGUGGCCGGAUGGAGUUUCGUUUCCUAAUGGAAGGUGAUCCUGAAGCCGGCGUGCACUCGGAUGGGCUACUCUUUUCCAAAACGCAUGUCAUCGCAAGCCUCGUUUACCCCAGUGGAACCUGAUCUGGCAGGCAGCUUUCCAUGGUUAAAUAUAUUAAUGAUAGACGUGUCCGUUUACUACAGAGGUUGCCUACACGGCCACGUAGCCUAAUUUUCAGUCUAGAAAAGUUGUGAAUAGCAGAAAAAUUCUCUCUGCAGAUUAUCUAAACUAAACAAGGUAGCUUAGAAUGAGAAUCCUAUUAAAAAGCACUAUAUUUGUACAUGUUUAAUCUUUUUUUUCUUUUUUUUUUUUUGUGCUGUAUAUAAAUAAAAUGUUAAAGAUCAAAGCAGACUCUUAGAGACUCCACUUACCUGUUCCUAAAGUUUCUCUAACUUAGAAUAGGCUAAUGCAAACUUGUGUUAAUGGGAAAAAAUGAGAUUUUUGGUUUAAUGAUUUUUGGAUGAAUCAUAUUCAUGAAUUUUUGUUUGUUUUUUUUGUUUUUUUGUUUUUUUGGGUUUUUUUUUGCACUUUCUUUCCAUCUUGUAUUUUUCUACAAAAGAUGCAAUUACGGUUAUAUUUAAAUGAGUGUAUUGGCUAUGUUUUCUGAAUAUAAGUAAAUAAAGAGAACAGAAUUCGA